Messenger RNA from Notodromas monacha, 2586 nucleotides. The record is from the annotation of a GenBank genome assembly. Lineage: Eukaryota; Metazoa; Arthropoda; Ostracoda; Podocopida; Cyprididae.
AUGAUGUCGAGUCGGGUAGUCGCUAUAAUGAUUUGUACUGUGUGGUUCGUUUUGCAGAUUUUCCCGUACAGUAAACGGCCGGUGUGCGCGGGCCGAGGCUUAGUUGCUUUAAUAAGUGCGCUGUGUGUGUUGAGCGAGCCAGUCGGCCGACAACCCGAGGCCAAGUCUCGUUCAUUGAGGGUUAUGUGUUGUGGGGCUUCGGGAAUCGAUGCUGCCAUGAAGUGGCUCCGGAUAUUUGGCGGCGAUCAUGCGCCGCAACCCGCCGACAAACGUGGCGGCAAUUUGUUCCUCGUCAAGAUCAUGCUCCUCGACGACACGGAAAUCGUGCAUGAAAUCUCUCAUUGGCUAGACGCGACAAAGAAGGUUUCAAAGAGAAUCAAAGGAUCUCCGGGCCCGUGUACGCUUUAUUUCGGAGUGAAGUUUUAUGCCGCAGAUCCUUGUAAACUUGUGGAGGAAAUAACAAGGUACCAUUUUUUCUUGCAAGUGAAGAAGGAUAUUCUUCAGGGGAGACUUCCGGUGACCUUUGACUUGGCUGCUGAAUUGGGGAGCUAUGCCGUGCAAUAUGAGAAGAGGCGAAGCAAUGCCUUUCUCUUCAAAAUUUCCCGGAUUUUCGAAAAACGACCAAGUUUGAGCCGCCCAAGAGUUGCGACAAUUCGAAUGUUUUUUAGCCCCACAGCAGUUGUUAUGGGUCAAGUUCCUGCUGUUGCGGAAAUGAAGUUUCUGGAGAAGAUUAAAUGGCUGGACUUGUAUGGUGUUGACUUGCACCACGUCAUGGGAGAAGGAAAUAUUGAGUAUUUCCUGGGCCUGACGCCGAGCGGAGUCCUGGUGUUGAAGAACAAGUCCAAAGUUGGCUACUAUUUUUGGCCCAGGAUUUCAAAAGUCUACUUUCAACGCCGAUAUUUCAUGCUGAGAGUGAAAGAUGGUGCUUCGCAAGAACGAACGUUCGGGUUUGAGUUGCCCACGAGACAAGCUUGCAAGCAUUUGUGGAGGUGUUGUGUGGAGCACCAUGCUUUCUUCCGACUCACCGGGGGAGGGCCUGCAACGGGCCUGGGAAACAAACCUCCAGCCACGCCGAAACUAACCACGAAGGCUUUCUCUUUCGUCUCGAAAUUUCGUUACAGUGGUAGAACGCAGAAAGAAGCCAUGGAGGAUGCUAAACGAAACGCCAGGACGCCGCCUCCAGAUUUCCCCAGGAGGGUCAGCAAGCGGCAGAAUUAUUUGAAACAGCGUCGAAUUGCAUCAGGGAACCCAUCGUUUUCUGACAGUGAAUUGGCUUGUGAUAACAAGGAGAACCUCAGAUCCUUGAAUGGGUCGACUGGAUCUUCUUCCACUCUCCCGAGAAUUUUUCUUUCUGUACCGAAGCCAAAAGCCAACAGUGUGAUUUUGCCAGAUUCUCCUCAAAGCAGUCGGCCAGGGACUAGGUGGAACUCUCAAAGGGGUCUGUUUUCCAAUCAGAGUCCAAGAUCGAUCAGGUCAGCAGAAGUCAGUCGCAGACGCUUACACAAAAGUGAGCAAACAUUGGGUAGGAGUUCCAGCGUGGACAGCAUCACCAGCAACGACAGUUCCAGGCGUUGUCGCAAAAGGCACCAUCACCAUUCCAGUAGACAUAACUCCGACAACGAAAGUGAGAAAUCAACGCGAUCCGGGGUCAGCAACAGACAUCACCAUUUUUAUCAGAAUAGAGCGAGUAGGAAUGUGAUGAGUGGAAAAGAGUCUGAGUCAGAUUUCUCAGAUCCGCAGGCUAUCCAACGGAGGGCGAAUCAGAACGUGGAUGCUUUAAAGCAUAAAACAGAGGAUGAAGUCUGGAGGAGUGCCGAAAGUGGCCAUGAUGUGGAGCAGAGAAUCCGGAGGACGCAUCGUCGGCCAGGGACUAGGUGGAACUCUCAAAGGGGUCUGUUUUCCAAUCAGAGUCCAAGAUCGAUCAGGUCAGCAGAAGUCAGUCGCAGACGCUUACACAAAAGUGAGCAAACAUUGGGUAGGAGUUCCAGCGUGGACAGCAUCACCAGCAACGACAGUUCCAGGCGUUGUCGCAAAAGGCACCAUCACCAUUCCAGUAGACAUAACUCCGACAACGAAAGUGAGAAAUCAACGCGAUCCGGGGUCAGCAACAGACAUCACCAUUUUUAUCAGAAUAGAGCGAGUAGGAAUGUGAUGAGUGGAAAAGAGUCUGAGUCAGAUUUCUCAGAUCCGCAGGCUAUCCAACGGAGGGCGAAUCAGAACGUGGAUGCUUUAAAGCAUAAAACAGAGGAUGAAGUCUGGAGGAGUGCCGAAAGUGGCCAUGAUGUGGAGCAGAGAAUCCGGAGGACGCAUCGUUCCAGAUCAAGGAGUCCUGGGGCUGCUGCAUCUCGAGCAAGAAACCAACUGUUACCAGAGCAGGUGAGACAACAUAUGGCCUUCAAUCUAGUGGACCCAAGUGAGCACGGAAUGUCCGUGGACCAGCUGAGGGACAUCCCGUACACCAAGGUGGAAACAGAUGGACGCCCUCUCAAGAUCCAUUACUCGCCUCAGGCCAAAAAGGUCUACGUGAAAAAAGGGGUGGGAACUCCGGCCUUUCCGUCCAAACGUCUUCAAGCGUGUAGAAGCUAG